GUCACGUGACCGCGGGCGAAUAUUUUUUUUUUCCCCUCCCAAGAUGGCGGACCACCUGCCUUCCGAGUUUGAUGUGGUGGUCAUAGGAACGGGCUUACCCGAGUCUAUCAUUGCGGCAGCAUGUGCAAGGAGUGGCCAGCGAGUUCUUCAUGUGGAUUCGAGAAAUUACUAUGGAGGAAAUUGGGCAAGUUUUAGCUUCUCGGGAUUAUUGUCCUGGAUAAAAGAAAACCAAGAACUGGCCAAUCCAUGUGAGGAAAGUACAGCUUGGCAAGGACUAAUUCUUGAAAAUGAGGAAGCGGUUCCUCUUAACAAGGAAGAUCAAACCAUCCAGAAUGUAGAAUAUUUCUGCUAUGUUAGCCAGGACUCAGCUGAGGAUGUUGAAGAAGCCGGUGCACUACCAAGACCAUCUGCCUCAGCCACUUCUGCCUUUAGUAAGGAUUCAGAGGAGACCUCUGCGGUCACCGAGGUCAAGAAUGGAUGCUUAUCUUCAGACGAUGGGGCCAAAAGCGAAGAGAUCUGCCCUCAAAGCGAUGCAGGAGGUGAUCUACAAGGUAUCAGUGACGAAGAGGAGACAGGAGGGACUUCUCUGGAAGGGAAGUCCUCUGACAGCAUCGUGCCCGAUCCAACAGCAUUGGAAACAGGAGACCAUAAAUUUGAGCCAGUCCCUGAAGCUGCAGCUGAACCAAGGAAAAUCACCUAUGCCCAAAUUGUAAAAGAAGGGAGGCGGUUUAAUAUUGAUUUAGUUUCUAAGCUCCUUUAUUCCCGAGGAUUGCUGAUUGACCUCCUCAUCAAGUCAAAUGUCAGCCGAUAUGCCGAGUUCAAAAACGUUACCCGUAUUCUUGUCUUGAGAGACGGCAGAGUGGAACAGGUUCCAUGUUCCAGAGCGGACAUUUUCAAUAACAAACAGCUGACGAUGGUGGAAAAAAGAAUGCUGAUGAGAUUUCUGACCUUUUGCCUGGAUUUUGAACAGCGCCCUGAUGAAUACCAAGCUCAGAAGGAUUGCAAGUUUGCCGAUUAUUUAAAAACCCAGAAGUUAACUCCCAACCUGCAGCAUUUCAUUCUGCAUUCCAUUGCGAUGGUCUCGGAGGCCGAUUGCUGCACCAUCGACGGACUGAAGGCCACUCAAAAAUUCCUGCAGUGCCUGGGGCGCUACGGCAACACUCCCUUCUUAUUUCCUUUGUACGGCCAAGGGGAAAUCCCUCAGUGUUUUUGUCGGAUGUGCGCAGUAUUUGGUGGGAUCUAUUGCCUCCGGCACUCCAUAAAGUGUCUUGUGUUAGACAAAGAACUUCAAAGGUGUAAAGCGGUCAUCGAUCAUUUUGGUCAAAGAAUAAAUGCAAGUUAUUUUGUUGUGGAGGAUAGUUACCUUUCAGAAAAAAUAUGCAAAAACGUAUCUUACAGGCAGAUCUCCAGAGCAAUUCUCAUAACUGAUGGAUCUAUACAGAAUAAUGAGAGCUCUGAUCAGCAGAUUUCCAUUUUGACUGUCCCACCUCAGGAGAAAGGCCAGCCAGCUGUUUACCUUGUGGAAUUGUGUUCUUCAGCUAUGAUCUGCAUGAAAAAUACAUAUUUGGUUCAUUUGACCUGUCCUUCCAUUCGAACCGCUAAAGAAGAUUUGACACACGUAGUGGAGCAGUUAUUCAGUGUUGCAGAAACAGAAGGGGAAGAUGAAGGAGAAGGAACCAAACCUCAGGUUCUCUGGUCCGUGUAUUUCAACAUGAGGGAUUCCUCCAGCGUUGACAAGGCUUCGUAUGACAAUUUGCCUUCCAACAUGUACGUUUGUUCUGGGCCAGACGGGGCACUCGGGAAUGACUGUGCUGUCAAACAGGCCGAAGCCAUCUUUCAAGAAAUGUUCCCCAGUGAAGAAUUCUGUCCCCCACCUCCAAAUCCAGAAGAUAUCAUCUACGAUGGAGAUGGAACUACGCCAGAAGAUCCUGGGUUCAGCAAUCCAUCGGAAGGCAAGACAGAGAAGGUGCCCGAGAAGAACCUCGAAGAAGAACCUCCUGAGGAAUGAGGCAGCGACAAGGCCGGAAUCGAAGCCACGUGGCGCCAAGACUCUGAGCAGAGUUCCAACAGUUGUCGUGCAUCAUGUGUAACUCCAGGAAUUUGGGUGGGGCCUUUGCGGAGUUGGUUUAAUAGGCUUGAAUUGAGUUGGGAAUAUAUGAAGGGCCUUCCUGUCAUUGGGUUAAAAAAAAGUAUUACAUGCUUGACUCAUUUCUCCUAGAAACCCAUGUCAAUAUCUUGUAAAUAAGGCUUUCCAACCUUCGGUGCCAAUUAGGCUAGUUGGCCAAAGUCAACAGUAGCUCCAUAUGUCAUUUGGCUUGUUUUCGAAAGAAGGGCAAACUGAUUCCCAGGCGUUCCCUCCUCCCCAAUCCCCUCUUGUUGGGAACAUAUGUCUUCUGUUACGGCACAAAUUCUUCUUCCCGAAAGAAACACCUUUCAAUAUUACACGAUUCCCGUUCGGCUUGCUGUACAGAAUAAUCUCUGAAGUGGCUUUAAAACUCACUGUUUUAAAACUCAGUAAAAUUGCGUAAUAAAGUAGAUAAGCGCAGCUUUCUUGGAAA
Messenger RNA from Pantherophis guttatus, 2558 nucleotides. It is a transcript of the gene CHM, whose product is annotated as CHM Rab escort protein. Lineage: Eukaryota; Metazoa; Chordata; Lepidosauria; Squamata; Colubridae. Gene Ontology annotation, biological process: small GTPase-mediated signal transduction; vesicle-mediated transport; protein geranylgeranylation. Gene Ontology annotation, molecular function: GDP-dissociation inhibitor activity. Gene Ontology annotation, cellular component: nucleus; cytosol; Rab-protein geranylgeranyltransferase complex. The record is from RefSeq and is a predicted model, not a curated record.